AAGUAGGGUACCACCGCACCGCACCGCACCGCACCGUACCAAGGUUACAGCGGCAAAGCCCUGACGCCGCAAAUCUCUCGUUCGUUGUCAGGCGAAAAUUGUUCUUGCAAAUCUGGUGAAGUAUCUACGCAGUUUGCUUCAAUCUACUCUAAUCCAUUCGCGUUCUGUGGGAAAUUCAUUGCUUGGUAUGGAUUCUACUCAACUUUUAUGUGAAAUCGGAUUUUUGGAAUAGUUUACUUGAUUUCGGAACAUUUCUUGAACUGAACGGAUUGUAUACAAAAACAAAUCAUGACGGAGACGGAUUAUGCUGUUGAUAGGAUUAGCGAUCUUCCCCGCGAUAUCUUAAAUAAAAUUCUAUCCUACAUGCCUUUGCGCGAUGCUGUGAGGACGAGCACACUGUCGUCACAGUGGAGAUACAAAUGGACAACAAUUCCAGACCUUGUUUUCGAUCGAUAUCUCGAAAGAUUCUUGAAUAGGCACAAUAUGGAAGCUGUGGUCGAUCAAGUUUUGUCGCAUCAUGACGGGGCCAUUACAAGGUUCGCAAUAAACAAUUGUCAUAUCCAAAGCUAUUAUUCGGUCGGUCGCUGGCUGUCUUACUUGUCCAACCAUGGUAUUAAAAGCCUCGAGUUUUCGCCUAAAUAUUUAAAUAUGGUGCCUGUUCCCCUCACUGGUUUUGAUCAACUCCGACAUUUGCUUCUUGGAAUUUCCUGUGUCGUCAAAAUUCCUCCUUCGUGGAGAGGACUUAACCAACUUAUUGCGCUACAACUUAUCCAGGCCAAUAUCGAAGAUGGUGACUUACAUUUGUUGCUAUCUAAAUGUCCAAAGAUUAAGCACUUGGAUCUGAGGAUCCGCAGCCAAGGUGGGAUUAAAGAACUCCCAAACAAGCUCGAUCAUCUCACUGAUCUAGAUCUUGGCACUAUGUCCUUUGUAGACCUGGGAAAUAUCAAACUUCUUUUAAGCUUGAUCAAAAGCUCCCCAAAUUUGCGGAGUCUUAGACUUUAUAAUGCCGCAAGCAUUGGUGAGAAUGGCGUCACAGAAUAUCUGAAGGCGCAAGACGAUCUUAAAGAUUGUCUUGGGUGCCUUGAAGAUGUGAUGAUCCACUUAAUGAUGGACUUUCCAGCCGAGGUGGAGUUGGUGAAGCUUCUUUUGCGGUCGGCGCCUGUGCUUGAGAAAGUCGAUAUAUAUACUUCUAAGUCACAUUUCGACGCGCCAAUAAGAGAGUUUAAAAACACCAAAUGCGCGUCGUCUAAGGUAAAAAUUAUAGUUCACACCAAUUUCAUGUACUAGUUAUCUAUUCAACUGUAAUUUAGAGACUUGUUUUCUUGUGAUCUUAUUAAAGCAAAACAUAAGCAAUGAAAUGAAAUAAAUAGUAGAGAAAUGCUAGGUAUGCAAA
This is a messenger RNA of Andrographis paniculata, 1393 nucleotides long. RefSeq names its product F-box/FBD/LRR-repeat protein At1g13570-like. NCBI's taxonomy places the organism in Eukaryota, Viridiplantae, Streptophyta, Magnoliopsida, Lamiales, Acanthaceae. The transcript has 4 exons. The coding region runs from base 289 to 1287 and encodes 332 amino acids. The record is from RefSeq and is a predicted model, not a curated record. Gene Ontology annotation, molecular function: protein binding.